GGUACUUGAGUAAGGUGCCCCUAUCCACUCCCAAGGGAUUACCGUAUCGUAAAGAGAGCAUUAACCUUGACAUACCGGUAUCAUACACCCUUUUUUCUCUGCCUGCAUCGUCCCAGCCAACCGGAGAAGGCUCCAUCACUACCACUUCUGCCCCCCCCUCCCAUCAUCGUCGCGCUCCGUCACUCCACACCUCCGUUAUCAUCUACCUUAAUUCUUCCCCUGAAGGGUUUCAUACACGUGGCGGGGUCCCUUUUCCGGUCCCCAUGACAUGAUUUUCGAGGUCGCCUGAGCGAGGCUGAUCCUCAGCGUGGGUGUAUUUAACACCGUCAGCCUCCUACCGCACAUCGAAAUGGAACCCUUUUCGACCCUUUCGGGUCUCACAGUAAUCAAACUCAAGGUUUUGAUCUUGCUUUCGUCAUCCUGACCAUUCAAACAAAACCGUGGAGAACGAAUACUGAUUAAAAAUCUUGGAAUUUAAAUUAGGAAAAGUGUCGAGAACUCGGCCUCGGGGUUGGCGGCCGCAAAAGGGAUUUAAUAUCGGUUCGAUAGCCUCUCUUCUUUUCUUUUUCUUUUCCCUCUCUGUCCGUUCGAUCGUCCCCGCCCCCCUCCACCCCUUUUAAUUACCUCUUAUCUUAGAGAAAUUGGUUCGCAGAGACUGUCAACCCGACUGGGGCCGACGGUUCAGCGCGAUGAUAUAUCUGAUGUGCCCCCACCUCGGCCAGAGUCAUCCCCCGUCAUACCCUCUAAGAGGGGACUAGCCGAGGAAAACACUACCAGCUCCUCGUUCCCCCUCCCCUCUGAUGCCAUCAAGGGUAAAAAAAAAAUCAGGGUCGUCACCAGCAACCAAGGCGACAGAACUGUACUCCAAAUCCCUUCUUGCCCCCCCUGAUAACUUUCUUUUUCCUCAUCAACACGGAUUGGUUCAGAAGGAGCUAAUUCGUGAUAUGAAGGCCGUGUUAAAUUUUUCGCUGAGCUGUCCACCCUCACGCAAUGCAGGUUACCAGACGACAAUACCAUUCGAUGGGGCAUCAUCAGCACCACCACCACAACCGCAAGCAUUGCCGAUAUCAUCAUUAUUGCCCCCCAGAAAAGGGGGCAAGGCUCCCGCACUUGAUCCAGCGGUCAUUGUUCGACCCACAUGUGAUGCCGACAAAGAUAUUGUACAGGUGCAACAGAUGGACGCUACACAUCUUCUCUCCUCUGUCCGUAGUGUCAAGCGAGGUUUAUUGCUAGGAGAGAAUCAGAGAGUAAAGUACAGACCUAUAGCGUUGGCUGUGGGGCAACCUCAGGUUAUUGAGAGCGCCAGGAAUGUUCCUAGCAACCCCUGCACUGCCUCAGCUUCAACCGCAGGUAGGUCCAAUCGUGGCGAUACGGCUAUCGAUAGCGACAUGCGAGCUUGCCCAAGGCCGUCCGCAAGGUCGAAUGGGGCUGAAGAGCAAAUGCAGCACAAGCUAUCUCGCAUAGUCCGACGAUUCAAACCGCUCAGAGUUCAUCAAAAUGCUGAGAGGAUAGAAGUGCGCAAAAGCUCCGAGGAAAAGCCAUCUGAGAGCUCUCCAAACGGGACAAAGGUGACCCAGUUCUCAUAUCCCUAUUAAGGGUUUUUUCUUUUUUCCUUUUUCCCACUUCUUUCUUUUGUCUCUACUUUAUUUUCUUCUGUUAUUUAUGCACACUUCCACGCAGGCUCAUUAGUUCCUUAGGAGUUACAGAUAACCCGUUAUCCAACAAUGGAUGACGAUGUUACGCCUCUAAUCAUUGGGAAUCCACCACGUAUCUCGCUUCGUAGAAAAGUUGAGAAGCUGGCCAGGACCCUGGCCUUGAUUGCCUUCAACGCUUUUGGUGACAGCCCCGGGAAACUCUUGAUAGUGUUCUCUGCGUUGUCCCGGACAUAUCGUUAUGCAUCGACACUUGCAUUCACUCACUUGAUAGCACUCGAAUUUGCUGGCGCUCGGACCGCGUCGUGGCUAGAGGCGAAGAAUGUUGACAUCAGAGUGGCAGACUUGAGGGACUGGUACUGGCAUAGAGCUUCCGAGAGAAGGUACAACAUUGGUAAGCUUAGAAACUCAUGGAUGAACCGAGUAUGGAAGUUUCUUGCGCGAAACGAUGGUUGCCUUGUAAAGGGUAAUUCAUUGUUCUUCGAAGGCAUCGGCAGUCACCUUUUUGCGGAACCCGAUAUCCGGGGCCAAUUGGAUGUGGCGAUAAGGUUUUGGAUCCGCAGAUUUUACACCUUGGUAGGCUGGAAUGGAGGUGGGUACCCUCAGCUCUUGGCGGAUCUAAAAAUGGGAAAAGUGCACCAGGUAGGUUUAUCGGAUGAGAAGUCUCGGUCCAUAUGGAAGGUGGAAACCAGGGCGGGCAAGUCUCUCUUUGUGGUCGGUAAAACCGGCGAGGUUGUCCGCGUUGCGGUUGAACCGCAGUGGGCCCUUAGUGGCUCCAUAGCCGACACGGAGGCCCAGAGUCCUGCGGUUGGUGUCGCCAAGCUCGCCCCCAAAUGUAAGGGAAAGGCAAGCAUACCCGCGCAUUACGGCAGAGCGGGUGAUGAUUUGGGCUCUCUGCUCCUCCCCCCACCCUUGGCUACCAGCACUUUGCGCGAAAAUUAUCUCCGUCACCCUCUCCAAUUUGCUGUUCCGGAAGCUAGCAUUCACAGAUCGAUCACAUUGCGGCACCACCGGGCGCUAGCCGAAAGGUGGGUACUGUCAAAUUUAGACGCCGAUGAAAUCUCGCGUGAUUUUACAUUGGGUCCGGAUCCGGGUGUUCUUGUUGAGAGUGUUAGGUGCUCUGGGGAGAAGUGGAAUUCUAGUAUGAAGAGUGUCCUAGCCCCGGGCAUUGGUUUCGUGCAAGCCUCCGGGACUGGGUGGUUAGUGUUGGAAGAGACUGGCCAGGUAUGUAUCCUGGUUUACAGGGAAACAGUUGCUGCCGUAUCACACCGAGCAAGCAAAAGAGAGGGAAAGAGAAGAAAAGAAAAGAAACUUAUUCUGCGUAGAAUAUCGCGCAGGAGGAUUACGGUAUCCAAGGUCUUUGGGCCACGAUUCUGGGCGUUCGCGAAGAUGGAACCGCACUAUGUGAUACCGAGCUCAAUGGAUUGGAGCUCAUGUUCCGGUAGGUUUCGCAUACAAUAGAAGGCAUUCAGCACGAUUUGUGGAGCUCGGGAACGUCGAAAAACCCAGUAUGACGGAUCCUUCGAGAGCUGUAGUAAACUUGAAUUUAUAUUCAUGGUAUUUUCC
Molecule: messenger RNA, 3218 nt
Organism: Tuber aestivum (summer truffle)
Lineage: Eukaryota; Fungi; Ascomycota; Pezizomycetes; Pezizales; Tuberaceae
Source: the annotation of a GenBank genome assembly